AUGACAGACUUCCAUCAUUUUGAUUUGAAAUUCUUGUGUCAUAACUGUGUUGGUGAUAGAAAGAACCUUCUCGAAGGUUUAGACCUAACAAAUAACUGUGAUUCGGAAGAAAAUAUAAAAUGUAUUGAUCUCCACCUUAAUAAUCCAUUAUUUGAUAGAGCAAUCAUUUCCUGCGAGGUCAGAACAUUCUCAAACAUAGUUAGUACUGAACCUUUUGAAAUCAGCGAAUGUUUUUCUUCUGUUGUCGCUCUACUACAAGCACUCAAACUUCUCUUCAAAACUUGA
Molecule: messenger RNA, 285 nt
Organism: Auanema sp. JU1783
Lineage: Eukaryota; Metazoa; Nematoda; Chromadorea; Rhabditida; Rhabditidae
Source: the annotation of a GenBank genome assembly